AGGAACAGUAUAAAAACUGUCGAUCGUUAGUUAAUCUUCACAGUGAUCAUCAGUUCUUGCAACAGAAUGGGAUACGGAGCGCUCAAUGUGGUCUUGUUGGUUGGAAUUUUGUACGGCUCUAUCACACUGACAGCCGGCAAAUGUGGAGGUGUGUGUGUUAAAAUGGACGAGUGUAAUAACACUUUCGGAGGAGGUGAUAUCGUUGAUGUGAGAUAUGACAUUGAAGACUAUGAGCAAGCCGACUGCCCUCAUUACUUGGAGGUAUGCUGUGAUUUGGAACAUGUUGCAACGACUCGGGCACCGCCGAUUGAUGAGCAUGUUCAGGUGUAUGGUACAUUCGUUGUGAACGAAGGACCGAGGGAAAAAAGCUCCGAAGAAAUUAGGUUCCCGACAGAGCAACGAGGACAAUUCGGAGAGUGUGGAAUUAGAAACCCUGAAGGUAUCGCUUUCAGGCUUGCAAACUCCAAAUUCAAUGAAACCGAAUAUGGUGAGUUCCCGUGGAUGGUUGCUAUCCUGCAAGCAGAAGGAACCGAAGCUUCAACGUAUGCAUGUGGUGGAUCGCUGAUCGCGCCCAAUGUAAUUUUGACUGUUGCUCACUGUGUGGUAGAUAAACAAGCAAGUCAGCUAACCGCUCGAGCAGGUGAAUGGGAUACCAUGACCACCAAAGAAACACAUCCUCAUCAGGAACGCAAAGUAUCGUCGAUAAUUCUUCAUCCCAAUUUCAAUCGAAGGCUCCUUUUCCACGAUUUGGCCUUACUGGUGGUAGAAGAACCAUUCACUGCUGCAGAAAACGUGCAGCUUGCGUGUUUGCCACCGCAAGGAAUGAACUUUACCAGUGAAAAUUGUUUUGCCGCCGGUUGGGGAAAGACAGCAUUCGAUGCCAACAGCUACCAUGAAAUCCUCAAAAGAGUUUCUCUAGCCAUGGUUCAUCGAGCCCAAUGUCAAAAUGCUCUUAGAACUACAAGGCUUGGCUAUCGAUUCCGCUUGCAUGAGUCAUUCAUCUGUGCUGGCGGUGAGGAAGGCAUCGACACUUGCACAGGAGACGGUGGAUCUCCCCUUGUAUGCCCGGUUGAAGGCGUUGCGAACAAGUAUUACCAAGCCGGUAUUGUUGCUUGGGGUAUCAAUUGUGGUCAGGCUGGUAUCCCCGGAGUUUAUGUUCGUACCAGUUUGUACUCCAACUGGAUUGGUGACGAACUGACGAAACUCGAUUAUGUAUCUAUAGAUAAAAGAACCAACAUGUGGAACUGAAUAAAAUAAAAUUCUAUUUGUUUCAAAACCAAA
Messenger RNA from Aedes albopictus (Asian tiger mosquito), 1281 nucleotides. Its product is annotated as phenoloxidase-activating factor 2-like. Gene Ontology annotation, molecular function: serine-type endopeptidase activity. Lineage: Eukaryota; Metazoa; Arthropoda; Insecta; Diptera; Culicidae. Gene Ontology annotation, biological process: proteolysis. The record is from RefSeq and is a predicted model, not a curated record. The coding region runs from base 67 to 1248 and encodes 393 amino acids. The transcript is spliced from 4 exons.